AAGACUAUUUUUGCUCAGUGACUUGCUCUAGACAUUGUGAAGCUUGAAAGCUCUUGCUGUUAUAAUUGCUGUCUUGUUGUUGGGCUCCUUUCUUUCUUUGAAAACCUAUAUUUAAAACAGGAAUAAUGACUGCUUGUAAAAUCCUUUAGUUCUGAAAGAGAUUAUAGUAGUAACAAUGCACUGUUUAUGGCAUUGGGCAACAGCUAAAACUCCUGUGAACAUGGAUAACAGUCAGCCGGUCAUGCUGCGUAGAGUGAAAGGGCUGUUCUGUGUGGACCUAGCAGACUUGGAGAGAAUACCAGAGGAGCUAACCUUAGAUGCCUUACUAGAAAUGAAUGAGUCAAAGGUGAAAGAAACAAUGAAGAGAUGUGGUGCCAGAGAUGAGGAGUGCUCCAGACUCAAUGGGGCACUGAGCUGCUUACGGAAGGUGACUGAAUCAGGUGGGGAGUUAAAAGAUGAUGUGCUGAUGAACCUUUCUGAGGCACGCCGAGAGAACAGCUCUACAAACAUGACCGAAUCCCUCUGCUUCUCUGCGCCCACAUGGACUCCCUCUGCACAGCACUUUCCCAAGGGCAACAGCCAGCAGGCACGUUCUGUGUCAGUAUCUACAAUCCCAUCUUCAGAUUCUCUUGCCUCGAGUCAUGGACCUUCUAUCUAUGCAGAAAACCUCCUGGACCCUUUUGCAUUCCCUGCACACAGUGGAAGGUUAACACCAAGGACUCCUCACAGCAUCACCAUCACUCCACCAACCACUCCUCAAGCCAAGAGACGGCAUAAGUUGAAGCCACCACGGACUCCUCCUCCCCCUUGCCGGAAGGUUUUUCAGCUGCUACCUAACUUUCCAACCCUCACAAGGAGCAAGUCCCACGAAUCACAGUUGGGAAACAGGAUAGAUGAAGUUCCUCCAGUAAAGUUCGAACUCUCCCAAGGAUCCCCUCAAACGGUACGAAGAGACUUUGGCUUAGCUGUAACACACAGGUUCUCUACAAAGUCUUGGUUAUCUCAGAUUUGCCAAGUCUGUCAGAAAAGCAUGAUGUUCGGGGUGAAGUGUAAGUACUGCAGAUUAAAAUGUCACAACAAAUGUACUAAAGAGGCACCUGCUUGUAGAAUAUCCUUCCUUCCCAUAACAAAAAUAAGAAGAACAGAGUCUGUCCCUUCUGAUAUCAAUAAUCCAGUAGACAGACCAACAGAACCACAAUUUGGAACUCUUCCCAAAGCACUAACUAAAAAGGAGCAUCCGCCAGCAAUAAAUCAUCUGGACUCUAGCAGUAAUCCUUCUUCUACAACCUCAUCCACACCGUCUUCUCCAGCACCUUUCCAGUCUUCCAACCCUCCCAGUGCAACACCUCCCCCAAACCCAUCUCCUAUGGGCCAGAGGGAUGGACGAUUUAACUUCCCAGCUGCCUACUACAUUCAGCAUAGACAACAAUUUAUCUUCCCAGAAAUUCCCAGUCCUGCACAAAUAGCACAGCCUCCAGAAACAGCUGCAGACACUAAUGCUCAUGAACAGCCAGACACAGAUGGAGUUGAAUGUGAAGCAGAGGUGGAAGAACCAGAGACUAAUAAAUCAGAACCUGAAGAUGAUGAGGAUGAGGUGGAGGAUUUGCCAAACAGGCGGCCACGCUUGCAAGGGAUGAUUUAUCGCAAACCUAGCCAGACCAGCGUCUACCUGCAAGAAUGGGACAUUCCUUUUGAACAGAUUGAACUGGGGGAUCCUAUUGGCCAAGGACGAUGGGGGAAGGUUUACAAGGGAAAAUGGCAUGGGGAAGUGGCCAUCAGGCUGUUGGAGAUAGACGGGAACAAUCAGGAUCAUCUCAAGCUCUUUAAAAAGGAGGUGAUGAACUACAGACAGACCCGGCAUGAGAACGUGGUGCUUUUCAUGGGAGCAUGCAUGAACCCUCCUCAUUUAGCAAUCAUUACUAGCUUCUGCAAAGGAAGAACGCUUCACUCGUUUGUAAGGGACCCCAAGAUAUCCCUGGAUAUUAACAAAACCAGGCAGAUAGCACAGGAGAUCAUUAAGGGCAUGGGCUAUCUUCACGCAAAGGGGAUUGUACAUAAGGAUCUGAAAUCCAAGAAUGUUUUCUAUGACAAUGGGAAAGUUGUGAUCACUGACUUUGGAUUAUUUGGAAUUUCGGGUGUGGUUCAGGAAGGAAGGAGGGAGAAUGAAUUGAAGCUGCCUCAUGACUGGUUAUGCUACCUGGCCCCUGAGAUUGUUCGUGAGAUGGCCCCUGGGAAAGAUGAAGACAAGCUGCCUUUCUCCAAAGCUGCAGAUAUCUAUGCCUUUGGAACUGUGUGGUAUGAGCUCCAAGCAAGAGAAUGGCCUUUCAAGAACCAGCCUGCAGAGGCACUCAUCUGGCAGAUUGGAAGUGGCGAAGGAGUGAAACAAGUCCUUGCAACCGUUAGUUUGGGGAAAGAAGUCAACGAAAUUCUCUCAGCGUGCUGGUCGUUUGAUCUCAGUGAGAGACCUAGCUUCACUGUCCUCAUGGAUAUGCUUGAAAAACUGCCAAAAUUGAAUCGUCGGCUCUCCCACCCAGGGCAUUUCUGGAAGUCUGCUGACAUUAACAGUAGCAAAGUUGUCCUGCGUUUUGAAAGAUUUGGCUUGGGAAUCCUGGAACCAAGUAAUCAAAAGAUAUAGCAUGGUGUGUAAUUGUCUUGUGAUAACGUUGUCUGCCUACUUACACAAAGCAUCAGAAGUCUUCACUGAAUCUUCCAAGCUAUGAAACUGGUGCAGCCACAGCUGAAAGCCGCACGACCAUCAAUUCACAGCCCCGUGUCGUUUGCAAAGUCUGAAUUCUGCCUGAGCACCAGCAGUUAUUUAAAGAAUGUUUACAUGAUACUUUUGUGUGAACUAUAUUUUUUUUACACAUAAUAAACAGUGAAUCAAGUUUAACCACAGCCAUUCUCAAAUAGCACUGAAAAAAAGAACUAUUUCUAGUUCCUUCUUGGGUCUGUGGUAAAUAGGAGCUAUUUUCUGCCUUCAAAGCAUUUGUUUUCCCUAAGAGAAGUGGAACUGGCUUGUUCCAGAAUGGCAAGCCUCUAGGACAAGGGGUUGGAGUUCCAGAUCGCAUUUUUCUUUCAUUAAGGUAAAAAUCAAUCUCUUACACUGUGAUUUGCCCAGACCAAUCAUUGAGCUCUGAGGUUUGUUUCAGCAGGGUUAGUUCAAGGUAACCCAGAGCUUGGACCAAGUUACACUAGUGCAAAUCUGCUUCUGAUAGGAGAGUUUCUGAUCACGUAGGCUGUCCCAAUUAAAGACUCAAGCACUCUUCUACACAGAACUCACAAUAAAAACUGCUUGUUCUCAUGCAAUCCCGUAGGAAGCUUAAGACUUGCUGGCCUUUAAAAAAAUAAAAACAUGACUUGUUACAGUUCUGCACACAGGGGCCUCAUUCUUCUUCCGAAGUUUUAGGCACAACAAAUUCUAGUUCCCUAAACUAGCAGCUUUUCUGGAAAUACAACACUGACCAACCAGACUUGACUCUUACUGUCCCAAUCACCCUUUCAUUUGUAGAAGAAAAGACAUUUUCCAGAGCUGCAGGGAGAGGCACGAGUGCCAAGACAAGGGAAAAAGCCAUUCCUAAAUAAUGCAUUAAAUAAGGUCUUGAUGCACAGAGCUUGUUAAGAGAUUCAGAGUCAUUCCCCCCCCACACACACAGUGUUACCAGCUCCUACAGCUGGUCACAUUUAAGUUUGCAAGCUGUUUGUUUUAAAAAAUUUAGGACUAAAGCAGUUGUUUAGGGAAAAACUAACAACAACAGAAAUCUUGCAACCAGGAGGGUUACAUCUAGGUUUAGAGGACUUGACUCAACCCAACAGCUCAGACUUGUUGCAAAGGUUAAUUUUAAGACAAAAAAACCCACACCCCCUCUCCAGUGUUAUAAAGGAUAUGUCUGAUUACUGCAUUUAAGGUGACAUACAUUAUCCCACUUGCAAAUGGAUUGCAAGCGGUGUUAGCAAGGCUCCCUCCUGCCUCCCCUUCGUCUUCCUCUGCCUUCUCCUGCCAGCCAGGGCAGUGGGAGGACACUAUUUAUACAAUGAACAUUCAGAUCCUUUCUGUUCUUAUUCUACUUCGUUUUGUUGAGAUAGUUCAUUAGGGCUCCCUGGAAGUCACCAAAUUUCAUUUCUCCAACAGCACUAGUAUGUUACACACACCCCUCUACACCUUUCACCAUCAUCACAAGGGUUUGACGUGAGGAUCACAGGGAGAGGAGCUCUGAAGUCCUCUGUAAGGCAGGCAAGGUGACAGGUGCUCGGUUUGGUUACUUACAGGUGGCUGACUUUUGUAGAAAAUUAAGUGACAAACAAAAAUUCCUGAGUUCUGUUGAGCAGAGAGCUUCGCUCCUACUAUGUGCAAGGCAGUUAUGUUCUCUUACAAAUAUUUUGAUAGAAUGACUUUUUAAACGUGUCUCAGAUAUCAAAGAAAAAAUUGGUUUGAUGGUAGCCGAGCGUGGCACUGCGGUACUCUUUUGACCUCCUUCCUCUCCCCCACCUUUACAAAGCAAAUAAACCCCCUCCAAAUAUACUGUGUAUUUAACCUACACCACGUGGUUCUCUUCAAGACUCGCUACUGUUUGUUCUCUCUCAAUAAUUCUGUGUGUCAGCAGUUUUAAGCAGAAGUUGUUUUCCCAGCAAGUACUGCUUAAAUAAUAACGGCACAACACAAACCUAAAGCGGGGAGAAGUGUGCUUCUUCGCACCGGUAACAUUACGAACCCAUCAGCUGAAACCCUCCACAGGCUUCACUGUGCAUCUUGCCUUAGAGAAGAGCAGAAGCUGCUGCUGGAUGCAAAUCCUUGCUGUGUAGCCUGCAGUUCUGAACAGCCCUUCAGCUGACUCUGCGUUUGAGGGUGGCAGCAGCCUUGGUGUGCUCCUCACUAUUUAUUUCUGCCAUCUGUGCGCAUAAAACGGGACCCGAAAGCUGGGACACCCAGAAAUUCUCGGUGCGGGAACCAGUCGCCAACUUGCAAAUAGGCAGUGUUUCCUUGCUGUUCAUCAGCAGCAACGCUGCUGCGCAAAUGUGCAAGAGCUAUGCUGGGAAAGCAAUAUAUUCUCAAUUUUUUUUCUAAUAAGAUGACUGGCUAGGAGAAGGACAGCCAGCACUGGGUGACCAGCCAGAUUAAAACAAAAUAAUGAAAAACAAAAAAACUAUCAUCAUUUGUCCUUCCUAUGACUGCCCUCGGGUGUAAUUCAAACACUGUGAAGACUUUCCAGGCGCAGAGCUGUGUUGGCCCCUGCUUUUAGGCAGGGCUUCCUCGCCUGUUCCAGCAGGGCCACCUCGCUCAUGUCCCUGCGUGCUGCACUUUAAAGCGUGCUGAACGCCAGUGGGAGACUCAUCCCAGCUGGGCACUGCCCCGUGGUGCCCCGCUGGGAAUACUGCCCUGCUGCUCCCUUCCAGGGGGCAGGAGGGGUUUCAAAACCUGCCUUUAAUCACAAGAUUCAGGAUUCUAAUUUAACCUGACCUUGGGUUUGUGUUUAACCCCCAUAAAUGGCUCUUGAAAGCAAACCCCAGCUUCCUGGACCCAGCGCAUCGGAGAGCAGAGACCGAUUACUGUCUCUGGGAUAAUUUUUGUUUUAAUCAGCUGGUGUAAGACACAUGGAAAUGGACCGAGAGCAGUGGAGUUGCAGAGCUGUGAAGAGAGCGGAGCUCUCUUAUCCCUCAACAUGUUGCAAACCAAGCGACAGUCGUUAGGUUGCAUUGUUUUAUGGUCACAUGUACUGUCUCCUUGUGUGCUGGUGUAAGGGCGUGAAGCACAGUAAGCCUGUACCAUUUUAGAGUUGUAAAUGUGAAGCUGGCUGUACAAUGCUGCUACAAAAGCCACACGUCAGUAGUGAAUGUAAAUGGAGUCUGUAAUAUGGUGAAAAUGGACACGUUUUCUUUUCAAAUGUGAUGUAAACUUUGUACAGUAAAAAAUUUUUUUUUAUAUUUUCUAUCAACUGAGUGUCUUCCAGAAUUGCUAUUAAAUUAAUUAAAAAUUGUUAGUAUUAACAACAGUUUCUGUAUUAGUUUAUGCAACCAGGAAAAAAAAAAAAGGGCACUCUAUGCUAAUGAAAUUCUGGAUAUGUAGGAAUCUUUUCAGUGAAUAAAUCUUUGCUCUGGAUAAAG
Molecule: messenger RNA, 6099 nt
Organism: Aptenodytes forsteri (emperor penguin)
Lineage: Eukaryota; Metazoa; Chordata; Aves; Sphenisciformes; Spheniscidae
Gene: KSR1
Product: kinase suppressor of ras 1
Exons: 19
Coding region: 176-2635 (819 amino acids)
Biological process (GO): protein phosphorylation; Ras protein signal transduction
Cellular component (GO): cytoplasm; endoplasmic reticulum; membrane
Molecular function (GO): protein kinase activity; ATP binding
Source: RefSeq, a predicted model, not a curated record